AUGAGGUUGAUAGUUGGAGCUCAAACAUCUAACAUUGAGUCUAUUGAGAAAUUUGCAAGAUGGCUACUUGAUAUUGGUGAAGGAAACGUUGGUUCAGAAAAUGAUGGUGAAGCACUUAUAGAGAUACCGGAUGACUUAGCAAUCACCGAUACGGACGAUCCAAUACAAAUUUUAAUCGACUUUGUUUAUCCUUCAAUUUUAGAAAAUUACAAAAAUCCUGGAUUCUUUUCUGCGAGAGCUAUUUUAGCACCAAAGAAUGAAGUUGUUAAUGAAAUUAAUGAUCGUUUACUUUCGUUAUUUCCGGGUGAAGAAAAAGAGUAUUUGAGCUCUGACAGUAUCUGUCAAACUGAGGAAGUACUUGAUUCUUUCCAACAAGAUCUGUAUUCUACUGAUAAUUUGAAUGCUCUCAAAAUAGCCGGUUUACCUAAUCAUAGGUUGGUUCUUAAAGUUGGUGUUCCUGUAAUGCUUCUUCGAAACAUUGAUCAACAAAAUGGUCUAUGUAAUGGAACUAGACUUCAAAUAACCUUUCUCGGUAAACGAGUUAUUGAAGCUGAAGUAAUAUCAGGCGGGAAUAUUGGCACUAGAGUUUAUAUUCCAAGGAUUUCAAUGAUUCCUUCUGACAAGAAGAUACCUUUUCAAUUUCAAAGAAGGAAAUUUCCGUUAUCAGUAUGUUUUGCUAUGACGAUUAACAAAAGUCAAGGGCAGUCUUUAUCCAGAGUUGGGCUAUAUUUAAAGGAUCCAGUUUUUAGUCAUGGCCAGUUGUACGUCGCUUUAUCGAGAGUGAAGACGAGAGAAGGUGUCAAAAUUUUAGCGUUUGAUGCUGAUGGUAAACCUUCGAAGCAGACAUCGAACGUGGUUUACAAGGAGAUAUUUGGUAACUUGUGA
Messenger RNA from Helianthus annuus (common sunflower), 885 nucleotides. RefSeq names its product ATP-dependent DNA helicase PIF1-like. The transcript has a single exon. NCBI's taxonomy places the organism in Eukaryota, Viridiplantae, Streptophyta, Magnoliopsida, Asterales, Asteraceae. The record is from RefSeq and is a predicted model, not a curated record. Bases 1 to 885 code for a protein of 294 amino acids.